Oryza sativa Japonica Group (Japanese rice) is the source of this 1666-nucleotide messenger RNA. Its product is annotated as dehydration-responsive element-binding protein 1C. The record is from RefSeq and is a predicted model, not a curated record. NCBI's taxonomy places the organism in Eukaryota, Viridiplantae, Streptophyta, Magnoliopsida, Poales, Poaceae. Gene Ontology annotation, molecular function: DNA binding; DNA-binding transcription factor activity. Gene Ontology annotation, biological process: ethylene-activated signaling pathway; regulation of DNA-templated transcription.
CUGCAGCCAUCACAAAAUCUAUAUCUCUUUUUGUCUCCUACUUGAUUCAGAGAUGAGAACAAUCCAAGAAUCGCCAUAAACACACACGGACAAAAUUUGCUUUUGUUUUUGUCUUUUUUAGCUUUGGCUCCUGGGUUUCUUGCAGCAGUGGACCAAGAGUCGAAGCAAACGUUUAGAGUCAGCGCAGAGCCACCACGGAUCAUCCAAUCCUUCGUGGCCAAGGAUCGAGGGACUGUCUUCUUAUGAUCCACUGAUCUUCUCCUAAUUCGGUUUCGCUUCGUCCUCAUUCGCUCUAAUCAAACCAUUUGUUUUUGCUAAUUUCGAUGUUGCUUAAUCCAAGUUGGCUUCCGCAAACCGUGUUUUCGAUUUGUUUGUUUUGAUCAUGGCGAUGGAUGGGGAAGUGUCCGGUGUUUGGAGUUUCUUGGCUUUCUUUAAGCUCGAGUGGUUGAGGAAGAGGAGCAUAUAAAUUUGGGGGGUGUUCUUGCAUGAGGUCAAACGAGCGUAGCUACUGCGUCGGCGAUGGCGUUGUCGGAGCCGGACCUCGCGGCGGAGACGGAGGCGAUCGUGUCGGCGCUCACGCACGUCGUCGCGUACGGCGGCGGCGGCCCGCCGCCGAGCGAGGAGACCGCCGCGUCCGCGGUGACAAGGACAGCGCCGUGGCGCGCGGACGGCGCGCGGCAGGGGGCGGUGCCGGCGGCGAGGAAGUACAGGGGGGUGAGGCGGCGGCCGUGGGGGAAGUGGGCGGCGGAGAUCAGGGACCCGCACAGGGCGGCGCGGGUGUGGCUCGGGACGUUCGCCACCGCCGAGGACGCGGCGCGCGCCUACGACGCCGCGGCGCUCCGCUUCCGCGGGGGGCGCGCCAGGCUCAACUUCCCCGAGGACGCCGCCGCGGCCGACGAGCGACGCGCCACGGACGCCGCGGCCGCCGCGGCGGCGGCGUCGUCGGCGCCCGCCGCGCUGCUGGAGUCGCAGCCGGGCGACGUCGCGGACUGCCUCGACUACUCCAGGAUCCUGGCGGGGGCGCCGGAGCGGCCGACGAGCUCCACCGUCCCGGACGGGUUCUUCGGCGGCGGCGGGAACGGCCGCUUCUUGCACUCGUGGAGCAUUGGCACGUCGCCGUCGCCGUCGGGCUCGGGCUCGGGCGGAGCCGGCGGUGGCGGUGGCGGUGGCGGUGGCGGCGCCCCUGUUCGUCCUCUGUUUCAUGGCGGUAACGGCUGGGAGCAACGCGGUGACAGUGCAUACAACGGUUUCUAGACGCCUCGGGAAUCGGGAUUAGCGAUAUUUGAAGAAGAAAAGCAAAGGAUUCGAGAAUUAGCAUAUUCUUUUAUCAUGGUACUGAGAAUUAGGCUAUUUUUUUAGGUACUCAUAGUAUAUUCGAGAAUUAGCCUAUUCUUUUAUGGUACUCCGUAGUGUAGUAGUAGUGGAGUAGUAGUAAUUAGCAGUAGUAGCAGAAUAACUUUGUUAGAUUGUUUCCCGAAAAAUCAUUGUAUGUUCCAAAAACUCAUUUAAAGUAAGGCAAGCGAUUAUUUAUGUAGAUAGAUACAUGAUGUAAACUCAAAGCAAUUUUGGUUGUAGUGAUUUGCGAUACAAGGAGCCCCCGAAUGGGGGGCAGAGCAAAAAUAAAAAAAAUUGCUAGCGUAUGUGUCAUGCGCUGUUUUUUGCUCAA